UGCUACAGCUAAACAGAACGCACACAUCACUGAAGUCAGGCAGAGCAACUGGACAAGAACUCUAAUGUCUAUCUGUGUCAUACUGGGACUGCUGGUCUGCAUCCAGGCACCAGGGUCCAGUGCUGUGACUCCUGUGUUUGUGCAGAAGGGAAAGGAUGUGCUUCUGAAUGCCAGGACAGCUGAGGAUUUUGAGGAAGAUGCCAUUGUCAUGUGGAACUUUGCUACAAAUGAUGUUGUUUUGGUAAGAUUUAUACCUGAGAAAGAGCCAAUAAUCCCUCCUCUUUACACUGGAAGGAUCGAGUUUUCUGUGAAAAAUUACUCCCUGAAUCUGAAGAAUCUACAAGAGGCAGAUGAAGGAGUUUAUACUGCACAAGUGGUAGGGAAACGAACCGUUCUCACUAAAUACAACAUCAGCAUUCAAGAUCCAGUGUCUCCAGUGAACCUGACAGUGUCCAAAACCUCAGACUCCUGCAACCUCUCGGUGACCUGCAGGACACUGGACUCUCACAUCAACAGCACUUUUAGAUGUGACGCCAAAACCUGCAGCGGGGAGGGAGGAGAGCGAUCAGAGGUCUCAACCUCUGGUGCUUCUCUCCGCGUCUACCUGGUGAACGACUUGAUCUUCUGUAACCACAGCAACCAGGUCAGCUGGACCGAGGACUCUGCAACGAUUGAACGUUUCUGCCCCAGACGUGCUGGUUCAGAGGGGGUCCCUGCUGGUAUCUCUGUGUGCCUGGUGAAGACAGUCGUGUUCUCCGUCGGCCUGAUCAUCAUGGUGUCCGCCGUCAUCAGUGUUCAAAUGAUGGAGAAGAAGACUAAGAAGCAAAAGUGAACAAAUAUACCCAUUCUUUACCGACCAGUUUUGCAUGUUGUGUAUCGCACAUUCUUUACUUAAAGUUUCUCUGCUGAGUCUGUAGUGUGUAUAUAUGAGUGAGUCUCUGUUGUGUUGGUGCUGUGGACGUGCGAGCCUGCAGGGGCGGCGUGCUCAUUUCUGCGGAUGAUUUCAAUGCUAUUCCGCUGACAUUUGGUGACUGCCACACCACGAAAUGUUGACAGAGGCAGCAGAAGACUGCAAGCCAGCAAACAUGCAUUUAACCAAUGCGGGAUUUAAAACAUGGAAUGGAUUUAACACUUUUCUGAGGCUUCAAAGAUACGAUUACAAUACAUUUUGGCAAGUAACACUUAAAAGACAGAUUACCUUUGUUUCUUUACUGAACUACUUUAUAAAUAAAAUGAGUGUAAAGAGAUGACCAUAUUAGAUAACACUGAAGGAUAUCCAUUUUUUAUAAUCAAGACUAUAGAAGAACUUACAAGAAAUAGCCUUCAAUACACUAUAUGCAACAAUGCAUGUUGUCAUAUUUACAAAUUCUCAAAGAGAUUGCAUAUAUGUAUGUUUUGUAAAUCACACUGAUAAUUCCUCAUAUUUGUUUAAGCAUGUUUUUAAUGUUCACACAAACUAAGCAAAGCAGUUUCUGGCACAUGGGCCAUCAUUGGAUUCUUAAAAGCCAUCCUACUCAUCCUUUUUUUCCACUCUGGUACUGCUGAACUGCAUUUCCUUGUACUCUGCGCA
Molecule: messenger RNA, 1570 nt
Organism: Chelmon rostratus (copperband butterflyfish)
Lineage: Eukaryota; Metazoa; Chordata; Actinopteri; Chaetodontiformes; Chaetodontidae
Product: SLAM family member 9-like
Exons: 4
Coding region: 65-832 (255 amino acids)
Source: RefSeq, a predicted model, not a curated record